GAAAAAUUUAAAAACAAGAAACAAUUAGUUAAAUUAAUAUGGAUCGCUUUUUAAAUCUGGGUAAACGUCGAGUGUCUUCAUCAAGUGCCGACAAGCCGGACUGUGAGUGCUCCUCCAGCACAGACUCUGAAAAAGAUUUGGAACCAAAUCGACAGAGUAACAAAAAGAAGUCGAAAAUUUCACAUGUUUGGAAAUAUUUUAAAAGGUCUGACGACAAGAAAUAUGCCAAAUGUCUCGAUUGUGGCAAAGAAUACAAGACAAGCGGCAAUACAUCUAACUUGCACGACCAUUUAAAAAGGUUCCAUCCUGGCGUGGAAAGAAAGAGCGCAGAAUCGAGCACACAAGUUGUACGUGCUGAGAGGAACGUCACUACAUCUACAAGCAGCAGUUGCAGAUCGAGCAUGACCUCUGUGGCGUCUUACUUUAAAAGAGCCGUCAUGUAUGAUUCAAAUUCUAAAAGAAAGACAGACAUAGAUAAAGCUCUAACUGAAAUGGUUGCCAAAGAUGUGCAGCCCUACAAUAUUGUCGAAAACGAAGGUUACGUGUGA
Messenger RNA from Drosophila albomicans, 548 nucleotides. RefSeq lists its product as uncharacterized. The record is from RefSeq and is a predicted model, not a curated record. Gene Ontology annotation, molecular function: DNA binding. The transcript has 3 exons. Lineage: Eukaryota; Metazoa; Arthropoda; Insecta; Diptera; Drosophilidae. Bases 39 to 548 code for a protein of 169 amino acids.